Messenger RNA from Diaporthe citri, 1128 nucleotides. RefSeq lists its product as uncharacterized. Lineage: Eukaryota; Fungi; Ascomycota; Sordariomycetes; Diaporthales; Diaporthaceae. The transcript has a single exon. Bases 1 to 1128 code for a protein of 375 amino acids. The record is from RefSeq and is a predicted model, not a curated record.
AUGGCCGCAAGACUCACCUCAAGGCUCUUACGGUCCCCGUCUCUCACUCCCAAGUCUGCAUUCACUGAUGUCAAGAGCCAAGGCGAGUCUUCACAGGAGCCUGCAGAUAGUGCGCGGCCAGCCAAAGCACACAAGGCCCUAGCCGCAGGCUCUGAAUCCAAAAUGACACCUGCUGCCGUCAAUCCCGUCAAACCAACACCGCCGACCCUCCCAAAGCUCAUCACCCCACAGAACCAGGACGCCGGCUUCCACGGCGUCAUCAACCCGGUGGUGGGCGAGAUAUACCAAGGCUUCUACAAAGACCAGAACUACCAAGGCUGGUGGAUGUGCACGCCUCUGCCCUGGGAGGCCUGGGAGCGCGAGAUCGGCAUCAACUACAGCUUCCACCAGGCGGACCUUUUCAAGGACCUGCCCGAGUGCUACACGACGGACCGCGUGCGCGCCAAGCCCAAGGGCCGCAAGAUGAAGACGGUCAUCACGGGCUGGGAGAAGGGCUUCGAGGCGGGCGGGCCAAGGGCCAGGGAGCGCGUCUUCCCCGUGCUCUUCUUCGACGACGUGCCCGGCGAGCCUGGUAACUUCAAGUUCCCGGACUCGCCCGAGAAGGUCUUCUCCUUCAGCAAGCAGACGCUUAGGGCCCUGCCUGCCGAGUGGGUCGCCGCGGCGGAUCUGAGGCUCCCGGGGGUUGAUGUCGGCCGGCCCGUCCAGGGGCGGGACACGGCGGAGCGGUUCAGAGAGAGGGUCCGGGCCCGGAAAGCCCUUCAGGCUAAGAAGAAGUUGGGCACGCCUAAGAAGGCCAGGACUGGGACCUCUGCUUCUUUUGAGGCCAGUUCUCCUGUGGAGGCCAGCUCUGCCGUGGAUCUGAGCUCCGCCAUGGAGGACACCACCCGAGAGGAUAUCGAGAUGGCUGAUGCGGAAUCGCUGUCUGGCGCUACUGCCGUCGACGACACAGCGGGUCAGCCUAAUGUUUCAGAGGGCCCGAAGACUCCUCCGACCGCGAAAAUCUCUCUGAAAGGCAAAGCAGGUCAGCCAGGUCUUGUUAAGGCCGAGAUGGCGGACCCGACCGAGAAGAGUCCUCCGAGCAACGCCUCUAGGGGAUGGAGGGCUGUUAUUUUCGGCGAAGAUUCGUGA